UUUGGAUAUAUCUUUGAAUAUGUUAUACAUAGCUACAUAAACAACAGACCAACGUUGUUUUUUUGCAUUUUUAAAAAUAAUUAUAUUUAUAAAGCGACUCCAAAUGUUAAAAGAAUUUAUACAUAUGGGGUUAAAUUAUUGAUAUUCGAGUGUAAGACCCGGGUCGUGCUUUGCUAGCAAGGAGGCUAACUAUCCAUUUUAGAACCAUGGCAAGUGCAACCAGUGCUAACCUGAAUGCAGUCCGAGAGACCAUGGACGUGCUGCUAGAGAUCUCCAGGCUGCUUAACACUGGCUUAGACAUGGAAUCGCUGUCUAUCUGUGUGAGACUAUGUGAGCAGGGCAUUAACCCAGAAGCUCUGUCUUCAGUCAUUAAGGAGCUGAGGAAAGCUUCCGAAACCCUCAAGGCUCCUGAAAACUGCACAAAUUAAAAGAUCCUGCCUCCACUUCUGAUCUUAAAUGGAAUGCUCGUGUUUCUUCCACCUGAUGGGGGCACCAAACAUUUUGCUCUCCCCUUGCUUGUCUCCUGUCAUGUCCUAGAAAGCAGAUGCCAAUCAAUCUGAAUGUUUUCCCUUCAAAAGAGUACUAUCAACUUGCUGUAAACGAAUACUUCAUCAUCUAAAAUAAUCCUGUUUUAUGCUGUUUAAUCAUGAUUUAAAUAAGUGUCAUUUGUUUUUAUAUAUAUUUUGUAAACAUAUUAUAUCGUGUAUCAUUUUUUCCAGACAGCACAGAGGCCACUAGAUGGUGCUGCAACACUUAUUCCAAUCUGCAUUAUUUCGAUUUCAGGAUUGUCAUUUAAAACAAUGCGAAUUUAAUCUGAAUUUUACGUGAGACGUUUGGAUUCUGAAAGAUUCUGUCAACUAUUUAGAUAUUUCCUUUAUUACACAUGAAAAGUCUUAAGUUUUCAACAUCAAAUGCCAGACGUAUUAAAAACAUUUGAAUAAAACAUGAAUAUAAUGGAACUAGUGUGUUAUUUUGAUC
Messenger RNA from Corythoichthys intestinalis (scribbled pipefish), 978 nucleotides. It is a transcript of the gene mzt1, whose product is annotated as mitotic spindle organizing protein 1. The record is from RefSeq and is a predicted model, not a curated record. The transcript has 3 exons. Bases 207 to 428 code for a protein of 73 amino acids. Gene Ontology annotation, cellular component: gamma-tubulin ring complex; interphase microtubule organizing center; spindle. NCBI's taxonomy places the organism in Eukaryota, Metazoa, Chordata, Actinopteri, Syngnathiformes, Syngnathidae. Gene Ontology annotation, biological process: microtubule nucleation by interphase microtubule organizing center; gamma-tubulin complex localization; mitotic spindle assembly.